GCCCGCAUGCACGACGUGGUCGACCGGCUCUCCUUCCGCAUCCGGGACACCGAGGACCUCUUCCAAUUCUGCCCUGGCGCCGCGCAGUCCGGCAGCGGCACCAUCUGGGGCCUGAUCUGCGAGAGCGGGUCGGUGGUGGCUGGCGUGCUGAUACGGCGGCUGCUCGUGGAGCGCCUCGGAGAGGAGUUCGAGCUCCUGGAGCGGCACCGGGACGCUGUGAUGCUCGCCCUGGACGAGCACCCGGAGAACAUCGGCCUCCUGGAGGCGUUGUGCCGCUGCCCGAGCGCCCGGGCGGAGUACGCCGAACGCCCGCGCGGUCUCGUCCACAUGGCGGGCGUGCUGGAGCGGCUGCGAGACCUCGUGCUGCGGGCGCCCCCGGCGAGGGUCGGGGCCGACUGCGGCUGCGUCGGGGCGGCCAGCGCGCUGCGCGGCGCCCGCGACAGCGACGCCUUCUUCGCCGAGGCGGACCUGCUGGCCGCGGCGCUGGAGCUGCUGCUGUCGGAGGAGUGCCGGGCGCUGCCGGCCGCGUGCGCGGCCGCUGGGGGCCAGGCCGCGGCUUCGCUGCGGCGGACGUGCAUACUGGUCGCCGACAUCAGCGGCCUGCUCGACGCGCACACCCGCGUCCUCGCGAGGAUCUUCGCCUUCCUGAGCAGCGCCGCCCCGCUUGCGUUCGGGCCAGCCCACCGCCCCGGCGAGACCGACCAGGCCCUCUUCACUCACAUGCUGUGCACGUCCGCGUGCUGCCACUUCGUGGAAGACGUGCUGAGGUCGUGCGGCAAGAGCCGCAUGCACGACGCGGACGAUGUCCAGGCGGUGCGCGUGGAGCUCCUAGGGCAGGGGCGCAUCGAGUCGGGGAGGAGCAGCACUUUGACGGGCAGGGUGUUGGACACGCGCUUGAUGCUCUGCAGUGCCCUCAUGAUGUGCUCCCACCUCGUGGAGAUGUUCAACAGAAACGUCGGGGAGCCGGUGCGCUUCGCCCAUCAGGCCGCAGAGGGCUUCAGGGAGCGCUUGUUGCCCAGGCUGCGCACAGCCUCUGCCGCGCCCCUGGCGGGCCGCUGGCCCGACCUGCGGCGCGCGCUCGCUGCGCUGGCCUCGGCCGCGGAGCGCCCGACGGCGCCGGAGGCGGUGGUCUCUGGCCGCGCCGCACUCCGCGUCUGGGCGCUGGCGUUCCUCGAGGCUGGCACGCGGUUGCCAGCGGGUCGCGCAGAGUUGCUGCUGGACCCGUUCGGCACCGCCGCUCCGAGCGGGACCGCCGUCGCGGCCGCUGCCGAGGCGGGCGCGGAGGCGCCGACCGGCGGCUCGCAGCCGCCCGGCGGCCCGCCGCUGCGGCCCUCGUCGCCGGAGCUGCCUCCGCUGGGCCGCGCCGUAGCCAGCGCCCGGGCGCGCGGGCCGCAGGAGUGCGCCGCGGCCGCGCGGGCGGCGCCGUUGGGGGACGUGCCGCGCAGGCAGGGCAUGCGGUUCGAGGCCUUCGCCGAGGAGCACUCCCUGCAGCGCGGCAGCGGGGAGGCUCCCCGAGAAGCAGCGCCAGCGGCCCAGGGGCGCGUCGACUUGCUGCCGAAGCCGCUGCCUGUGAGCGCCAGCCGCAGGGCCGCGCCGGCGAGAGCGCGCAGGCCCAGCAGGUGCUGCAGCAGGCGCGAGAGGACCUCGACAACGCAAAGCAGGAGGCUGCCAACCGCAUCGGCUCCAGCGUACCACCGGCAGGCUCGGCCACCCAUGCAGAGCUAUGGGACCAGGUCGCCAAGUUGGCCCAGCUGGAGAUGUGCCAGCUGGAGCAGGGGUGCUUGACCCCUAUCGCGAAGGCGGGCAAGGAGACCAUGGAGAAGGUCGAGGCGAUGCGGCAUCGGGCAGGUCCCAGCCCAGAUGACGAGGACACCAGCAAGCGCAUCAGAGACAUCAUGGCCCAGUGGAACGACAACACGCCCGAGGAUAUUCGAGUCAAUACGAUGGCGGGCUUCUUCCAGACAGAGGCCGCAAAGCGGCCACGGCAGAACAUGCGAAGGAUGCAGGAGCGGCGCCCCAGCGACGGCCUAUGCGACACCCACGAGCCCAGGUGUCAGGUGGGCACCGCAGGCACGCAUCUCCAGGGCCCCAUGGCCAUAGACGCGCGGGUGGCCGUUGCCCACGGGACCGGGGACCUGCACCGCGGGGCCCUCGACGGAGGCGCGCGUCUCCAGGGCGCCAUGGCCGCAGACGCGCGGGCGGCCGCUGCCCAUGAGUCUGCAGACCUGCACCGCGGGGCCCUCGACGGAGGGGCGGCCGACGCCCCCGCGCUGGCCACCAGCUGGAAUGACAAAGGCAUGGACUACCUCAAGCACGUAGACAGCGCCCUGGGGCCAAACGCGGGAACUAUAGGCAGCAUGGCAUCUUUUCUGAAGGCCAAAGGCCUGCCGGUCAUAGUCAUGGCCGGCUGGAAGGUGGAAGAAGGGGAGAUGGGGGGCCUCCAGCUCACCACCUUCCUGCGCGUAGUCUGGUGCAAACCCGUAGCGGAGCAGCCUGGAGGGCACCGCGCGAUGAAUGAUUGCCUAGUGUCCGAGCAGCUCGCAGGCACCAUCACGCUUCAGUGGGAUAUGAGGGGGCCGUGGGCAGCACCUCACUUCGGCAUAGUAGGAUGCAGCCAGAGCGUGGACAUGUCCAGGCUGGCGUUGCGGCAAAUGCUAGCAGAACUGCACGCUCAGUACAUCCCAGUACAAUUCCAGAGCUGGGUAGACGAUGUGACACAAGCGACCAUAGGUACUGAACGAGAGGUCAUCGAAAAGACAACGAUGGCGGCGACAGCGUUCGCCAACCAGAGCAGGGAGCAAGGCCUCCGCACAUCGGUCAAGAGUACGCCAGUCCCCAACCCACCUCGCAUAGCCAGGCUGCUGGAGGUCGGGGUCACAUUUAAGGCCAGUCAGUUCGUCAAGUACCUUGGAGCGGACGGCACGGCACAUCGUAGGGUCACGGUCAGUGGCAAAAAGCGCCAGCAGGCCAUUGCCGUCCGAGGCGAGAUGAUCAAGCGAGUAGCCAAGACAGCCGGGAACGCCAUCAGCCUGGCCAAAACCGGGCACAUUCCGCAGGCGAUUGAGAUAGCUUGGAAGAAAGCCUGGACGCCGCAGCAGACAGCAAACAGCAAAUGGAGCCAAUGGAGCCGCGUCAAAGGCACGCUCACAGCCACCGUCGCCGCGCUGCAAGAUCUAGGAUUAUCCGCACAGUCCCCCUGGCUUCGGCGGAACCAAUACGGGGAAGAGAUAGACCUGGAUAAGGAUGAACCCGAGCGCGUGCUCGAAUACGAAUGCUACGGUGCACUGGACCAACAGGCCUGGCUUGCAGUGGCCAAGCAUUACGAAGGCAAAGGGCUGGAGUUCGGCGCCAGUCGCAGAUUCGGUGACGAGGCGGCGAGGCCCCGCACGCCCCCGCCCGGCGCCACGGCCUUCGGGGUCGCCGAGCACUCCGGCCUCGUCGGCCUCGCCGCGCGCCUGGUGCGCAGGUGCGCCGGUGCCCCGAGCCCGGAGGCCCGGCUCGCGACGGACCGUGCGCGCCUGCCGCUGCACGGUCGGCCCCAGAUUGGGAGGUCCGAGGCCGCGAGCCCAGAGCUCGCUCUCUCGCGCGCUGAGCCGAGGCAAGACUUCGGGGCCUUCAGCGCCCAGCGGGCGCCGAGGGCACUGCCAAGAGUGCACCUCGGCGGCUCCCGGCGGCCAGCGCAGCAGAGACCACCUCUCUUCGAGGGCACAAUGGCGGCCGGGCUGCGGGCGCUCGUGCUCGUGCUGGUGCCCACGGCCUCGCGCGCCGAGGCCAAGGGCAGCGCCGAGGCUCCCGCGGGCGCCGCGCCCGCGUGCACGGAGGCGCCGGCGAACAGCUGCGGCGGUCCGCCGGACACGAUGUGCUUCUCCGACCCGACGUGCCUGGCCUUUGCGGGCCCAGGGUGCAACGCGGGCGGCGGGUCGCAGAUCUGCCGCUACUGCGGCGUGGGCGGCGGAACCCCAAGUGCCCCGCCGCGGUAUACGGAGAGUCUGGCAGGAAGGGCUCGAGCGCGCCUUCUCGACCGGAGGCCUCCCGGCCCGACGCCGCCGGCGGCCACUCCGAGACGACGACAGCUCCAGGGAGGAGGCUCUCGCUGA
Molecule: messenger RNA, 4097 nt
Organism: Prorocentrum cordatum
Lineage: Eukaryota; Dinophyceae; Prorocentrales; Prorocentraceae
Source: the annotation of a GenBank genome assembly